CAAUACAGCCACCAAAUAUUUGCCAGCCGGCAGCUCGCUGCUCCGCUAUAAAUACUUCAAGCCCAGGUGGAGGGACGGCGAGGGGGAGCGGCGCGGGAGCCUAUGCAUGGCCGGGCGGCCGCCCCGAGGGUGAGGCCAGGCCCCGGGGUGCCCCUGUGCACUGAGAUGGCUGCGGGUGUCAUCCGGCCCCUGGCCGAGCUGCGGCUGCCCUCGCCCUUCCCGCACGGCCUGCUGCCCGCCCGCCCCGAGCCCGACUGCCCCGACCUCUCCGAGGAGGAGGAGGAGGAGGAGGAGGAAGACGAGGAAGACGAGGAGGAGGAGAGCGCAGGGUCAGAGCUGGCUGUCCCCAGCACCGCCGAGACCACCCUGCAGCUCCUCAAGUUUUCGGAGCUGAUCAGCUGUGACAUCCAGCGCUACUUCGGGCGGCAGGGCCGGGAGGAGGCCGCCGGCGGCCACGCCGUGCCCGAGGACUGCGGCUCACCCCGGCAGGCUGAGGCCCAGCCCGAGGCACCGAGGGGCAGCUCUGGGGCCGCGCAGAGGCUGGGGCCGCUGGCCGAGCUCUUCGAGUACGGCGUGCACCGGUGCCUGCCGGCGCGGGGAGCCGGCGGCAAGACGCAGCGGCUGGAGAGGAAAUAUGGCCACAUCACCCCCAUGCACCGCAGGAAGCUGCCGGCCUCCUUCUGGAGGGAGCCGGGCCCUGGCCCUGCUGGCCUCCUCCAUGCCGGCACCCCCGACUUCAGUGACCUCCUGGCCAACUGGACGGCGGAGCCAGGGCCGGAGCUGCCGGGCACGGGGCGGGAGCUGCUGCCAGAGCCAGCUCGCCUGGGGCUGGAGGCUGAGCCUUUCUCCGGGCUGUGACCCCACCACGGCCCCAGGGGCCCCCCAGCCCCGCCACGUGCCACCCGGUUAAUGACAAACCCGGUGUCCUGGGUGGCAGCGCCGGGGCACCUGGAGCCCCUGGCUCAGAGCUGGCGAGGGGAUGAGCGAAUAAAUGACUCCAGCCAGGCA
Messenger RNA from Apus apus (common swift), 1008 nucleotides. RefSeq names its product proline and glutamate rich with coiled coil 1 (gene PERCC1). Lineage: Eukaryota; Metazoa; Chordata; Aves; Apodiformes; Apodidae. The transcript has 2 exons. The record is from RefSeq and is a predicted model, not a curated record. Bases 103 to 858 code for a protein of 251 amino acids.